AUGCACAUUAAUAAAAUGUUCAAGAAAUGCGCCAUAUUUUUAAUACUAUCCAUAGUUAGUAUAAUUUUAGUACUAUAUGAACGAGGAAAAUAUAGACAUGGCGUUUUAAAUUAUAAUUUUCCAAAUCAAGAUAACGGAACUAAUAGCAAUUAUCAAAAUGGAAACUAUGGUAAUGAUAUUGAUGAAAAUGUGAUAGAAGAUAAUAAAAUAGAUGGUGAAAUAUCAUGUUCUAUUCCUGGUAAAACUUGCGAAAUGAAUUUGGGGAUUAUACGUAAUGGAGAUUUUUAUGAUUAUAAUGAUGAUAUAAAUAAAAAUGAAACACGGUUUAAUAAAAUUAAAAACAGAUUUACAAAUAUGUUUCAAUAUUUUUUAUAUGAAAUAAAUCACAGUAAUAUAAUAUAUAAUAAUAAAGAGGUAGACGGGAUUUCAUUGUUUAUUGAAUUUUUUGAAAAUUCGAAAAUGUUUAUAUCAGUAUUUAGUAAAUCGGGUUAUCGCAUAUUAUAUGCCUAUGGAAUAACAUUAAUAUCUUUACUAAAAAUUUUAUUUUUAUGGUUUAUAAUUCUUGAGCCAUAUUUUAAAUGGGCAUAUUUUAAAUUAAAAACAUAUUAUCUAUCCUUAGAUACAACUACAAAAAAAUAUAUAAUAAGUUUAGUAUUUUCUUUUAUAGUAUUUUUAUAUCUUAUAUAUGCAGGAGUUAUAAAAUACACAUUAAAUAAAAUUACAAAAAUUUAUAAAUAUUUGUUAAAAAAAUUAUUCAAAUUAAAUAGCUUUUUGUUCCGUAUAUUUCCAUAUAUUAUAAGCAUAUUACUAUAUUUAAUAUUAAUAAAAACAAUACAAAUCAAGUUUAUUCACUUUUUUAUUUAUUCAAUAUUUUUCCCCUUACCAUCAUUAUAUUCGAUUAUUAUUAUUGGAAAAUAUGUUUAUUUACCAAAUAUAAAUAAAUGUUUUAUAGAUUCUAUAUCUGAAAAAUAUAUUAUAGAAAAUGGUGAAAAUUCUAACAAAUCGAAUAUGUUGAAAGAUGAUAAAUCAACAGAAAACAUUCUUAUGAAAUCAGAAAAAAAUAAUCCAGGAUUGCAUUAUAGAAAGGGAAAAAAUAAAAUAGGAAAUGAAAUAUGUGAUAGCCAUCAACUUGAUGAUAAUAAAGCUAUGAUAACAGAUAAGACAGAAAAUGAGUUAAAAUAUAUUGGCGAAGAUGAUAAACAAAAAGAUGAAAAAAAGAAAAACGAUAAAACAUUUUUCCCUUUUAGUUUUGAAAAUUUCAAGUUAGGCUUAAAAAAAAAAAAAAAAGAUUCAUUACAAACUGAAAACAAGGAAAGUAUACAAGACCGCUUAGUAAAUCAAUCAGAAAAUCAGAAACAUCCAAAUUCCUCUCAAGAUAUUGAUGAUAAAGAUAAAAUGUAUUAUGAUGUUUUAAUUUUAUUAGAAUAUUGGUUAUUUAUUAAUAUUUUGAAUUUUUUAAGUUACUUUUUUUUUUUCAAAAGAUUUAAUAAAGGAUCAUAUAUCUUUGAAUAUUUUGUUUUAUUUACAAUAUGUGUUAAUGUUAGUGAAAAAAUUCACGAAUUCGUAUUUUUAAAAAGUUACAAAUCAUCUAUAUUAGUUCGAGCAUUGAAAAAUACUAUAAUUAGUAUAUUGGAUGUAAUUUUAUAUUCCUUAUUUAAUGUUAGACUAAAUAGUGAAAACGACCAAAACAAGAAAAAUAGUAAUGAUAUGGGCUAUAUUGAAAGAAGUAAUAUAUUAAUGAAAAUAGUAAACAUAGUAAAAGAUAAAUUAAAAUUAAAUGAAUCAGUAAGCUUAGGUAUUACUUUUGUCAAAUCUAUUAUUAAGGAAAAUGUUGCAGAAAAUAUUAAAUUACCAAUUUAUAUAAAAAUAUUGGUUAAUAUAAUAAUUUAUAUGCCGCAAUUAAUAUUAUUAAUUUUCCCAUCAUUUAUUCUUAAAAUAUAUUUUUUAUAUUUCUUUUUAAUUUUCCCAAUAUUUGGAUCUCUUAAAUGCUUAGAAGACAAAAAAAAUAUUCAUAAUAAAAUAUAUUUUAUAUGCUACUUUUUCUUUUAUAAUAUUGCUUCAAUUACAGUAAAUCAUGCAGUUUUCAAAAGUUUACCUUUUUAUAAUUUAUACAAAAUUUUAAUUACUAUUUCAGUUCAAAGCAUUCUUAAAUAUAUUUUUAAUAUUCUUAAAAUGAAGAACUGA
Plasmodium yoelii is the source of this 2184-nucleotide messenger RNA. RefSeq names its product conserved Plasmodium protein, unknown function. NCBI's taxonomy places the organism in Eukaryota, Apicomplexa, Aconoidasida, Haemosporida, Plasmodiidae. Bases 1 to 2184 code for a protein of 727 amino acids. The record is from RefSeq and is a predicted model, not a curated record. The transcript has a single exon.